Plasmodium vinckei vinckei is the source of this 534-nucleotide messenger RNA. RefSeq names its product calcineurin subunit B, putative. The coding region runs from base 1 to 534 and encodes 177 amino acids. The record is from RefSeq and is a predicted model, not a curated record. Gene Ontology annotation, molecular function: calcium ion binding; calcium-dependent protein serine/threonine phosphatase regulator activity. NCBI's taxonomy places the organism in Eukaryota, Apicomplexa, Aconoidasida, Haemosporida, Plasmodiidae. The transcript is spliced from 6 exons.
AUGGGAAACACACACGCAAUAUUAUCUGAAAAAGACCAAAAGGAUUUAUUGCAAGCUGCUCGUUUUAGUGAAAUGGAUAUUAAAAAAAUGUAUAAAAGAUUUGUUGAACUUGAUACAAAUAAAAACGGACAACUAGAUCCAAAUGAAUUAUUUGAUGUUCCUGAAAUAAGCGAUAAUCCACUAGUAAAAAGAGUUAUAUCAAUAUUUGAUUCAAAUUCAGAUGGAAAAGUAUCAUUUGUUGAAUUUUUAGUUGGAAUAACAAAAUUAAUGUCAAACACAGACGAUUUUCAGAAAAAAAAAUUCGCCUUUGAUAUCUAUGACAUAAACAAAGAUGGAAUGAUUUCUAAUGGUGAAUUAUUUACCGUUAUGAAAAUGAUGGUUGGGAAUAAUUUAAAUGAUGUACAGUUGCAGCAGCUAGUUGAUAGAACAAUUAUACAAGCAGAUAAAGACGGGGAUGGGAUGAUUUCCUUUGAAGAAUUUAAAGAUAUGAUAUCACACAUUGAUGUUGGGAAUAAACUCAAGUUAGAUUUAUAA